Molecule: messenger RNA, 1812 nt
Organism: Ambispora gerdemannii
Lineage: Eukaryota; Fungi; Glomeromycota; Glomeromycetes; Archaeosporales; Ambisporaceae
Source: the annotation of a GenBank genome assembly
AUGUCUUUCCAGAAGAAACAUUACAAAGUCUCCAACUACAAUAAUAACUACAACAAUAACUACAAUAAUAAUUACAAUAAUAAUUACAAUAAUAAUUACAAUAAUAACUACAAUAAUAACUACAAUAAUAAUUACAAUAACAAAAUCACCAAAUACAACACCAACAACAAUAACAACAAAAAUAUACCUUUCUUUCCGAUCGAAGUCCUCGAUGAAAUAUUCAAACACAUCAUCGACGACGGAUCCACAUUAUUCUCAUGCUCAUUAGUUAAUCGUACUUGGUGUCGACUCAUAAUUCCAUUGCUCUGGUCACGUCCCUUCAGAUUUUUUCGAAAUCCUGCACAUGAUAUUGCACUAGUAAAAACUCUUGUAUCCUGUUUAAAUAGAUAUCAAAUGGAGACGCUUGUUAAAAUAGGAAUUAUCAUCAACCCCAGAGAAUCAAAAGGCACAUCAACAUCAUCAAGACCACCAGCAAGAAAACGAGUACGAACUCUUUUCGAUUAUCCCAGAUUUAUCACAGAGCUCGACUUUAAGAAAUUGAAUUUAAUAGUGAAAUCAUGGUACUCCUCAAUCAAACCCGAAGACAUAAAAAGCUUUCGAAACUAUAAAGGUGUUGUAAUAAUCCGAGUACUGCUACAAUUGAUAAUGUUACGCGCUAAAGCAAUAAAAGUUCUCAGUGUUGAAAAAUCUCAUGAUACAAUUGAUAUUCCGAACGUGACAAAUUAUAAAGGAGCAUCGCGUGUUUUACCGCAUAUUGAGGCAUUCGUAAUGUGUCAGUAUUCCACGCGAUAUAGAGAACAAGAGAAAGUCAAUAUUUCACAAAUGUUUAAUACUAUGUCGCAAAUUUGUAAAAAGAUUAAUUUUUUUAAUGUAAAAAUUGACGGCUUCUCUUAUGACAUGGAACAGGAGUUGCUUAAUCUCAUCGCGGUGCAAGAUGGAAUCAAGCAUGUGAUUAUUGAAGCUUGGUCCGCUAAUUCAAGACCAUUUAUUCUUGCAUUACAUGCGCAGGCUCACUCACUGCGACGAUUAGAAUUCAAGUGGAGUUAUUUAAACCAGGAAGCCAUUGAAGAAAUUAAAUACUUGCAUAAUUUGGAUACGCUGGUUUUUAUCGAAUGCAGCAAAAUAAGAAAGGAAAUCUGGAUACCAUUAUUGAAUUCAACAAUGAAAAUAAAAAAGCUCUAUUUUAUGAACGAAGAAAAUUACGACCCACAAUGGAAUUUCGACUGCACGCCAAUUAUUCGAUUUGCAAAUUCGAAUCUUACGGAUCUCGUUAUCGUCAUGCAAGGUAAUCCGCCUGCGGUAUUUGAAACCAUCGCGGAGUAUUGUCCGAAUUUGGUUUCUUUUGGAAUCCGAAUCGAGCUAGACACUAUAAAUUACAUUCAACCAUUGCUGUCGCGAUGUACGAACCUAGAGAAAUUAAGUGUACGAUUCCGAUGCGUUUGUCCGUGCAAUACCGAACCAGUCUUACUUGCAUUAGCUGACUCGAUUCAACCUAAUUUGAAAAUGCUGAGUGUCAAUUUUCGCGUUUCGGCCGAAGCUUUGCGUUCCUUUUUCCAGAAAUGUAGAGCGCCACUUGAGCAAUUUGGAAUGGUCGAGACUUUGGAUCUGACAAAUGAACAUCUUAAAGUACUUAUCGAGCAUGCGAAACGAGAUAAACGGUUCAAGCGGAUCGGGUUUGGUGCGCAGAAUAAUUGCGUUUUGGAGGAAAUUUUCGAUUGUCAAUUGUUAGAGGAGGCCAAAAAGCAUUUGGUGAUUGUGAGUAAAAAUCUUUGGUUUGAUAUGUAUGGUGAAUAUUCGGAUGCAGUUUUUUGA